Messenger RNA from Pogona vitticeps (central bearded dragon), 3840 nucleotides. RefSeq names its product growth factor independent 1B transcriptional repressor (gene GFI1B). NCBI's taxonomy places the organism in Eukaryota, Metazoa, Chordata, Lepidosauria, Squamata, Agamidae. Gene Ontology annotation, biological process: regulation of transcription by RNA polymerase II. Gene Ontology annotation, molecular function: RNA polymerase II cis-regulatory region sequence-specific DNA binding; DNA-binding transcription factor activity, RNA polymerase II-specific. The record is from RefSeq and is a predicted model, not a curated record.
ACCCAUUCAGGCAUGUCAUGUUUCCCUUUGCCACUUUGCAAAAAUCAGUAUCUCAAGAGAACACUCGCACCCAAAAAAAAAAAAAAAAAGGAGGGAGACAAGAGGACACGAACUGUCACCGAACGAGUUGAAACUGGGAGGACUCAGAACUGAACCACGUGGAAAGUUCUCUUUGAGUUUUCACAAAGUCUGGCAGGUUUUGAUAAGCAAAUUCUACCCGGGGUUUGGCUUCUUCAUUGGCUGUUCAUUCGCCGCCAGAUUUUGACACAAGUAAUCUGAUUGAAAAAUCAGGGAGGGGAAUGGGUGUAAAGAAUACACACAGAGAGACAGAGAGAGACAUACAAACCCAAGAGAAAUUAAGAGAAAGAAUAUCUCAGAUCCAGCAGACAAAGAGCGUGCGGAAAAGUAAAAAAGAAAGAAAGCUAGAAGAGAAGAAGACACUACAUAGAAGAAACUCUGCUAAACAGAUCUCUGAUGACGGAGUGAGAAGGACAUGCCUCGGUCUUUCCUGGUUAAGAGUAAGAAGGCCAACCAGCCCCGUGUUGUGGACGACGGCUUCCUGGUGCCGAAAUGGGAUCCGGAGGAAAUGGCGCCCCCCUGCUCUGGUGUGAUGACGGACAGCGUUCCUGAUGAGACCAAAGCAUUAAACCCCGGUUACCCACAAUGCUUUGCUCCCAGUGAAAAGAAUGAUCCGCACAGUGUCAAAGAGGAUGGUUUCCAAGCCAAGGCGAUGGACCGGACAGCAUCAGGGCCUCCAACUCCAGAACUACCCGUGCCGGCACCGAAAUCUCAAAACUGCAGCCCUGCGGGAAAUGUUCCUAAUUUCUAUAAAUCUAAUUUCACUUGGGAUACAUUACACUCUCCGUACAGCUACCGGCCAGUAACGUCUGCCUUUCUGGAACAUUCUCUUCACUUGUAUGGAAAUCCCCCACACCUGCUGGCUUCCGAAUCGCCGCUAGAUUACAGCAUGCGAUUCUCACCGGACAUGGAGACAUACUGCUGCGUAAUAUGUAACAAAAUAUUUUCCACCCCUCACGGUCUGGAAGUCCACGUCCGAAGGUCACACAGCGGGACGCGGCCCUUUGCAUGUGGGACCUGCGGUAAAACCUUCGGGCACGCCGUGAGCUUGGAACAACAUACCAACAUUCACUCUCAGGAGAAAAGCUUUGAGUGCAAAAUGUGUGGGAAGGCUUUCAAGCGCUCUUCCACACUGUCCACGCACCUCUUGAUCCACUCAGACACACGGCCUUACCCUUGCCAGUAUUGCGGGAAGCGCUUCCAUCAGAAGUCAGAUAUGAAGAAACACACUUACAUCCACACAGGAGAGAAGCCGCACAAAUGUCAGGUUUGUGGCAAAGCCUUCAGCCAGAGCUCCAACCUCAUCACGCACAGCCGCAAGCACACGGGAUUCAAGCCGUUCAGUUGUGACCUUUGCGGGAAAGGGUUCCAACGGAAGGUGGACCUGCGGCGUCAUCGGGAAAGCCAGCACACCCUUAAGUGAGGAAAGAAGCAGGCUCGGCCCCGGAGUUCCACCGCGGCGGGGUUAGCAACCUGCGGCCCGCGGGCCAAGUCCUGCCCAAAUCCUUGGCCCAAUUCACAAAGCCCCACCCACCUUUUGCUAGGCUCCACCUCCGCCCACUCUAACCACACCCACUGAAUUGGGCGGGUUUUGAUAGAGAAAAAGGUCCCACCAUUUCCGAGCGAAAGGCAGACAGAGAGAUCUUCUUUACUCUUUUAAGAAACUCUUACCUAACGUCUCCGUGAGGCUCUUAGCUUCAUAUCAAUCUUCCUCGUUUAGAGGCUAAGGGACAGAUUAAAUACUGGCCAGUAUUUUAACAACACAAACAGCUGUUUUGUAGACCAGGACACACCAUCUACCUGUCUUAAGAGCCGUCACAUAAUAUCAAGCGCUGAACGAUGGCAUCUUCCCUAUAGGUUUUUUUUUUAUUUUUCUCGGAUUGAUUGUCUUCAGAACCACCCCUGCCUUUAGACAGAGUUAAGGCAACGGCUUCAGACAUCAGCACCAACCUUUCUCGUCUGCUAUUUUCAAAGAAACAACAAUAAUUGUAAAUAUGUGUUUAUGCUUGUAAUCACGUCUAUAUGCACAUUGUUUUCCAAUAAACAAAGGCAAUCAGAAUGUCUGCAGAUGGUUGGUAUCUGGCAACAAAGUCGCCGAAGUGCUUAUUUACAGAUUAUUUCUUACUAACCUGCCACAAUCUACGUAUUUUACAUAAUAUAAUAGUAGCCUUAGAACUGCAGGGCUGAAAAAGGCUAUGGAUCACCUGUUCUAGCCCCUAUGAUGUCAUGUGCAAAUAUUUGCCAUCUUAUAGCUCUCUCUUAUGUCUGAGGAAGGGGCUUUUAUCCCUGAAUGCUCACAUCAAAAUUGAACAAUUAGCCUUUAAGGAGCCACAUGUUGCCUUUUUUUUCAGUUGGAUUCUGUUUGCCUUGAGCUAAUCUGUUUUGACAUAUGACUGUCACACCCAUAUCUCUAAGAUAUUCCUAUGGUUUCAUGCUGCGGAAUAUGGCUCAUCUCACACCAUAGGGUCCUAAACCCUAUUAAAUAACUGGCGCUGACGCAGAGGGUUCUUCUAGGUAGCUAAUCCAUGGGCAAACCAAUAUAUAUUUUCGUUUCAGAAUUCCCUGGCUAGCACGAUUGUAAUUUACAAAGCCCCUUGAAGUGGUAUAGUGCAGGACAUUAAGUGUUCCAAAAUGGGGUUAGGACAGCACAUCAGCUAAAAAAUUGCUUUUUGAUCCUCAUCAAUGACAUUGUGUUACUAUUCCCACCCCAGGAAAGGUUUAGAUUCAUGUUGAAAAUUAUUCUGUUAAUAAAAAAAUCCUGCAACACAUGGCUUAGCCAAAACAAGGAAAUUUGUUAAACUUUACCUGCAAACCAGGAAAAAAAAAAGGCUAAUCGGACAGCUGGCUUCCCUUCUGUUCUCAGGAACAAAUGAUCUGGUGUUCUAGGACAUUUCCAUGACUAUCAGUGAUUUACAUGAGGGAGUGAAGAGAUUAUACCCUGCUUUUCAACCUGUGUCUUCCCAAAAUAUUUCUUCCUACUUCCUUUUUCGUCUCCGGCUACUCGUACCGUUCUACUCGCUGCACGAGCUGUGUGCAAAAUUCUGGGGUCCGGCAGAGAUCAAAGCAGAAACUAUUUUCAUUUUAGAGGACUCAAGUAUCUAGUCCUCGUGGAGAUCACAGAAUCUGGGAAUGAUGGAGUUGGAAGGGGGGGUCUCUAAGGCCAUCAAAUCCAACCCCCCUGGCUCAAGGCAGGAAUCAAAAUCAAAGGAGAUCGGAGAGAAGGUGGUCCAACUUCCUCUUUAAGAUCUGAGAGCUUAAUAAAAUUCAAUUCCCAAAAUCACAGGAAAAUUUCCGUCCGAUGUAUGCGCUUUCUUUUGGUGUGUGUGUAUUGACUGGUUGUAAUGUGUGUGUUUUUUAAGUACAAUGUUCUGCAUCUACUAUAUAUCUUAUAGAACUGCUAAAUUCAUUCAACAAGGCAUGGAAAGAUGAAAUUCAUUGGCUGUUUCACAAGUUUUAAAGUUAACCUCGCAACGUGAUACUACUUUGAGAAUGCUUUUUUUAUAUUACUAUUAGGUUAUGCUUUUCUGACUGUUUAUAGGUACUUACAUGAGAUGCCGAAAUACUAUGUUUAAGACUGAUUUAAUCUAUCCACUUGUGUACAGCCUGGAUGGGCCAUCAAGUCCUAAAAUGUCCAGUAUUUUGCAAUGUGGGCUCUGUUUUAAGGUUUAAAUAGAAUCUUUUAAUGACCUUAAGCUGCCUUUGAAUACCCAUUGUUUAGCUUUAAAUAUUGUCUUUCAAGGAGGUAAGCCGCCUGGGGCCCUU